Messenger RNA from Oryza sativa Japonica Group (Japanese rice), 1360 nucleotides. Its product is annotated as dehydration-responsive element-binding protein 3. Gene Ontology annotation, molecular function: DNA-binding transcription factor activity; DNA binding. NCBI's taxonomy places the organism in Eukaryota, Viridiplantae, Streptophyta, Magnoliopsida, Poales, Poaceae. Gene Ontology annotation, biological process: regulation of DNA-templated transcription. The record is from RefSeq and is a predicted model, not a curated record.
UAAAUCAGAUUCAGAUAGAUAUAUAGAUAGAUGGAUGGAUACAGAUGUAGUGAGAUUGGGCGAGGAUGGAGCGUUGCUGACGACGACAAGGACGUCGAUGGCGAGAGAGGAGAGAAGAGCGCGCGCGCGUCCGGUGAGACGUCGCCGUCACCGCGCGCUCCCACCAACCACUACUAAAACCCCCCCACGUAUCUCCUCCUCUCGACACGGUCUCUCGUGCUCUCCAUUCGAGCUCACGUAGUGGCUAAGUGUUUGUGUGUACAGUUGUUUGAUCAGCUCGCCAUUGCCAAUGCCAAUGCCGGAGUACGAGCUGGCGGCGUGCAGUCCGGCGUCGCCGUCGUCGUCGGCCUCGUCGACGUCGACGCCACCGUCGCCUGGGGGAGAGGCGGCGGCGAGGUGCGGCGAGAAGCGCGGGAGGGGCGGCGGUGGGGGUAGGCACCCGACGUACCGCGGCGUGCGGAUGCGGGCGUGGGGGAAGUGGGUGUCGGAGAUCAGGGAGCCGCGCAAGAAGUCGCGCAUCUGGCUCGGCACGUUCCCGACGCCCGAGAUGGCGGCGCGCGCGCACGACGCCGCCGCGCUCGUCGUCAAGGGCCCCGCCGCGGUGCUCAACUUCCCGGGCGCCGCCGCGUCCCUCCCGCGCCCGGCCUCCGCCGCCCCGCGCGACGUGCAGGCCGCCGCCGCGCGCGCCGCGGCCAUGGCGCUCGACGCCGUCGUCCCCGCGCCGCCGUCGCCGCCGCCUCCGUUAAUGCCGCCCCAGGCAUCGCCAUCAGAGGCGGCUCGCGCGCACGCGCUCGUUGCCCAGGUCGACCAGGACGACGACGACGAGGAGCUGGAGGAGAUCGUCGAGCUGCCGCCCAUCGACGAGCUCGACGCCGCGGCAGAGCUCGUGUUCGCCAGCAGCGGCGCUACGACGUUCCACUACGACCCCGCCGCCGACCAGCCGUGGUACGACCAGCCGGCGGCGUGUCUGCAGGACGGCGGCGGCGGCGGCAUUGCCGUGCACGACGCGCUCGGGUUCGAGCUGGACCAUGUCUGGGCGGACGGCGUCGUGGCGUCCGGCUUCGGCGCGCUCCUGUGGAACAUGUAGUACUACUAUACUACUAUCUCUCUCUCCUUUUUGACCUGUGAUUCUGUGUAUAUAUAUAUAGCUAGCCAGUAAUAAUCUUUGGCUUAUGGCUUAUGAGUUCUUUCUCUCUUUUUUGUUUUUCUCUGGGUAUUAAUUCAGAGGCAGGAUCUUCUGAAUAUGCUUCAUUUUCAUUUGACAAUUUUAAUAGCUAUAUUUAUAUGAUAUUACUAUGAGCUAGAUGGCUUGUUACUGGUGCCUGUCCAUUAUUAAUACAGACGCAUCAGUCAUCAGUAA